CCCGGAUGUGCCUGUGGAGUUGUGUUGGCAAUCUGCGCGCCGGGAUUUGGGCACUCUUUGGGUGCCUAGGGCUAGGCGGAUGGCUCAGGGUUGGGCUGGCUUCUCUGAAGAAGAGCUGAGGAGACUAAAGCAGAAUAAAGUCUAGUGUCAUGUAACAUGGGUUGCCAGGUGAAACUGAUACACAGUCAUCCCAUAUCAUCUUUUGAUGCUGUCACACGGCAGUUAUUUUUGGCAGGAAGAAGAGAAGAUUGGAACUAGAACAUUGGUAAUUAAAUGCUUUCUCUGGCAAAUAACUUUGAUAAAAAGUAAGUCAAAUCAUUUUAUGGAACGGAAACAUUUGUUAUAUAAUGAAAUGUUGUCACAGGGAGACGGGGUAUGUCAACUAUAGUCAUCGACAUCUUAAACUGAAUUAUUUUCACUCACACAGAUUAGAAGAGUGUAUGGCAUACAUAUACCCCAAUAAGUAUGAUGUAUGUAUACACACAUGAUCUGUGGCUGAUUUCAUAUGUAAAGAAAUGGAAGAAUGCAAUACAAGUAUGCUGUCAGUUUUAAGAUAAAUAUUUAUUUCUAUGUGCCCUUUAUUAUUCCUUUCUACUCAUUUAUUUUAUGGUGUGAGCCCUUUGGCCAUAGCAUGGGUGUGGCAGUCAGAGGCUGUCUUUUAGGAGUCACUUCCCUCGUUCUACCCUGUGAGUCCUAGGAGUCAGCACUCAGGUCUUCAGGCUUGGUGACAAGUGCAUGUACCUGCUCAACCGUCUUACCCACUGCCUUUAUUCUUGAUAGUACGAGUCCCGUUCAUCUCUUUGUUUUAUUUAGUAAUUUCCUUGCUAUUCUUAACAGUUUAUAUAAUAAUUUUUAAAAAAAUUUUUACCAAAUUUUAGGGGAUAGGAAUUUGAUUAGAAUUGCAUUGAAUCUUUAGAUCAGUUUGGAGAUAUUUAGUAUCAUCAUGGAAGGGUGCAUGUGUGUCCAUUUAUUUGCCGUGUAACAAAUUUUAGAAUUUUUUCCCAUAUAAAUUUUGAAUGUUUUCUGUUGUUAGAUUUUUUCUUCCGUAGAGUUAUGACCAUUUCUGGCAUUGAAAUUAAUUAUCAUGGUAUCUUUAAUUAUCAUUUCUCUUAUAGUAUGUGUGAAUAUAAAAGAAAUAGUAGAUGUUUCAAAGAAAAGGAAUAUGAAUGUAUGCCAACCAUCAACAAGAAGCAGAGCAUUAGAAAUCAGAAGCACAGUGAGAUCCAUUUGAACCUCAGCGCCGUCUCCCUGUGAAAAAAACUCGACAACAGCUUCAGCGAGAAAAAGCCCUUCUAGAGCAGAGCCAAAAGCUUGGCCUUCAAGAUGGAUCAGCCUCAUUGCUUCCAGAGCAGCUGCUCUCUACGCCCAAACAGAGAGCUAGCAGUCAAAAGCCACCCCCCUCUUCCCCUGCUGUCCCCAGUCCCCUCACCCUCACCUCUUCCACUGGAGAUGGAGAACUACAUGGUGGUGAAAGUCAGCUGCAAGAACCAGGACUUGAGAAUUCCCACCAUGGUUCCAGAAGUGCCGAGAUUCAAACUCCAAAGCCAGACUGCAAAGUGGAGAAAAAGAAAAUGGAAUUGCAAGAGAAAUCUCGUUGGGAAGUCCUCCAACAAGAACAACGACUGAUGGAAGAGAAAAAUAAGCGUAAGAAAGCCCUUUUGGCUCAAGCCAUUGCGGAAAGAUCUAGGAGGACCCAAGCAGAGACCAUGAAACUAAAGAGGAUCCAGAAGGAGUUACAGGCCUUAGACGACAUGGUGUCAGCUGACAUUGGAAUCCUCAGGAACAGAAUUGAUCAGGCCAGCCUAGAGUAUUCCUAUGCACGGAAGCGCUUUGACAGGGCUGAAGCUGAGUACGUUACAGCGAAGCUGGAUUUACAGCGCAAAACUGAGACCAAAGAGCAGCUCACGGAGCACCUCUGUACGAUCAUCCAGCAGAACGAGCUCCGAAAGGCCCAGAAGCUGGAGGAGCUGAUGCGGCAGCUGGACGUGCAAGCUGAUGAUGAGGCCUUGGAGCUGGAGCUGGAGGUCGAACAGUUGCUUCGAGAACAGGAGGCAGAGGCAGCCAGACAAAUGGCUCCUGUAGAGAGGCUGAGUCAGCCUGAUGGGGAGGGGGUGUCAUCAGAAUUGACUGAAGAGAACAAAGAGCCUCAAAAGCCAGCUACUUCCCCGGAGACAGACAAGUCAGGCAAAUGUUGCAGUAGCAGUCCCCGUAGACUAGACUGCCCAGAUCCAGGCGCCCAGAACUUUCCAGCCGCUGUGGCCACGUGAGGGGCCGGUGUUUUGCAGUUAACAUAUCUCCGCGGUAAAUUAUAGCUGUGUCUGAUAAAACUUCUCUACACGUGUUUGUGUUUGGAUCAGUGCUUACUGUUAGUGUGUUAGCAUGUCAGAUCAUUCCAAAGCCACAAGUUGUGACGGUUUCCUAUCUAGGGAGUGUUGGUCCCUCGGUGUUCCUUCAGGCCUCGUUACUAGGUUAGAAGUGACUCAAGAGAGGGAAGUGCUUGUGACCUAAGUUUGACUGUCAACACUACAAAACUAGUACAGUGGUAGGAGAAACUAUAUGACAGCGGGAGCAGGUACUCUCGGAAGCAGGUGACAGGCUUCUCAGCCCUUGGCCAAACUUAACUUGUGAGAGAACAUUGACUGUGUGGCCCUCUAUGCAGUCACAUACAGAGAGAGGGGAAGAGAAAAACAGGUUAAAUUACCUCUCUGGAUACUACAAGAGUGCAAGAGUCACUAGGCACAACCUAGAAAUCCCAGCUUAUGUAAGGAACUAGACAACUUAAGCCAACAUUAUUUUCCCUUUAAUUUGCAGUAAAUGGUUUCUUUCUCACACCUGAAUUUUGGUUAGUUGAUACACAUCCAUAAACAAACCGUGUAUGUGUAACUUUACUUUUACUGUAUUCUGUUCUCCUUAAUCAAUGUAUUGACAGGUAAAGCGUAGACAAUGAAAGUGUUUCUAAAGUGACUGUGAAAAUUGCAAGUCUUAUUGCAACUUGAUCAUCCAACAAUGGUGUGCUCCCUCUCUAAAGCUCUGUAACACAAGCGUUUAUAUGUUGGGUAUUGAUUCUGCUGUCACAAAGCACUGAAAUCCUUAAAGUACUCACUUUCUUAUCACUUUCAUAGUUUGCUAAUCACCUGUUCCUGAAAACUUGACUGGUGUAUUGUGCUAGAUUUGAAUGUGUAUAAAUACUUUAGUUUUGCCACAAAUAUACAGAUAUUACCUUAACUUGUGAUUGAAUUGUCAGAAAUUACAAAAAAAUGAAAAAUAUGCUUUAUUCAUAAAAAUGAGCUGUUUUUAAAGGAGAUAAAGACGGUUGUUUCUACACAAUACACUGUAGAAAAGCUAGGGACAUCCUAUUUUUACAUUAUUGUUUAAGACAUCUUCUGAUAGUAAGGAUGCCUUGUAUUUUUCAAUGACCUGAGCUACAAGUAUAAUUUUCCAUUACUAAAGUGUUGUUUUUUUAUUUAUGAAUGAGACACUACGAAUUUAAAACUUCAUUGCCAAAUACAGUCUUAUUUUUCUAAGGAAUAAACAAGUCUGAUAUGUUUACA
Messenger RNA from Rattus norvegicus (Norway rat), 3551 nucleotides. Lineage: Eukaryota; Metazoa; Chordata; Mammalia; Rodentia; Muridae. The record is from RefSeq and is a predicted model, not a curated record.